GUUUGUUCGUCACCGAACGUGCGCGUCCCGCCGCUGCCGACGCGCUGUGCGUUUUUCUAUCCGCAUGUGACAGAGUUGAAACUAUAUCUUGUAUUUUAUGUAUAUAUCUACUAUCGUGAUAGUGAAUUUAUCGGUUUAAAUUGUGAUUAUUAAGAAAGAUCCAGUCAGUUGACACAAUGUUAAGAUCUCCAGAGACAUGCGCUUGUCCAAUCCAAGAAGUAGGCCCGUCGAUGGCGGGAUCAUGCCCCAGUCAAUACCUGCUGUUCAUGACGAUAUUGGAAGCUUUCAUAAAUAGCCGCUGUGACCUUGCGGAUCCGUGUAAGAGGAUCAACAGUAGGGAAGAAUUGGAUGACAGUUAUGAUUUCAUAGUUGCGGGCGGCGGCACCGCAGGAGCAGUAGUUGCCGGUAGAUUGUCGGAGAAUCCUCAAUGGAAGGUGUUAUUAAUAGAAGCGGGGGGUGAUGAACCAACUGCUUCAUCUGUGCCAGCGUGGGUGACAGCGUACUGGGGUCGAGAGGACACUGACUGGAUGUAUUAUACGGAAUCUCAAGAGAAGGCUUGUUUAAUGGACGAGGGCAAAUGCUACUGGCCAAGAGGGAAAAUGCUAGGCGGGUGCUCAGUGAUCAACGGUAUGAUGUAUCAACGGGGUCAUAGUGCGGACUACGAUGCAUGGGCGGUGAACGGCGCGACUGGCUGGUCCUGGUUCGACGUGCUGCCGUACUUUCUCAGGAGUGAGGACAAUAGGGAGAUUGGUAAAGGAAUAUCCGGCCAGUAUCAUAAUACUGGUGGGCCGAUACCAGUUCAGAAGUUUCGUUAUGCACCGCAGUUCGCUCACGACGUUGUGUCCGCUGCUAUUGAGAUUGGUUACCCGCCUACCAGCGACCUCAACGGAGAAACCAUUACAGGUUUCACUAUAGCGCAAACCAUGAGUGAUGGUUCCCGCUACAGUACAGCGCGCGCAUUCCUUCGCCCAGGAGCGAAACGCCAGAACCUUCACGUCCUGCUCAAUGCUCACGUGUCCAGAGUAAUAGUGGAUCCCGCUAUCAAGAAAGUCCUAUCUGUCGAGUACAUCAAGAAUGGAGAGACCAAAACUGUAGGCGUAAAUAGAGAGGCAAUUAUAUCAGCAGGCACUCUGAACUCUCCUCAAAUUCUUAUGCUCUCCGGCAUUGGUCCUAAAGAGACUCUAGAUAAGUUCAAUAUACCAACCAUCAAGGAUUUGCCUGGAGUGGGCCAGAAUCUACAGAACCAUGUGGGUCUUGAGAUGAAGUUCACGUUAAAUAAGCUAGCAGAUAUACCUGAAUUGAACUGGGCUACUGCUAUGGACUACAUGUUGAAACGAGAAGGGCCUUUAUCGGGAACUGGAUUAUCACAGCUAACUGGCAUAGUGAACUCCAAAUAUGCCUCGUCGGGUGGUAGAGAUCCUGAUCUUCAAUUCUUCUUUGGGGGAUUCUACGCUGGUUGUGGAAGUGGUGACGUGAUAGACCCAGAAUCUGAUCUGAGUGAUAAAAGAGAAGUGACCAUAUCAGGUAUCAACCUUCAUCCUCGCAGUCGAGGAUACAUAAGCAUCAAAUCUGUGGAUCCUUUACAACCUCCAGUGAUGCAGCCCAAUUACUUCUUAGAUGAACACGAUCUCGACGUGCUCGUAGAGGCUGGAAGAAUAGCUUAUAGACUAGCUAAUUCUACGAUCUUACGAGAAAAAUACGGUAUGACUCCGUCAGAAGAGCACGGCAAAGAGUGUAAGGGCGGCGGUGUGAAUCCCACCGACGAGUUCUUCAAAUGUCUCGCGAUGCAGCACACUGCUCCAGAGAACCACCAGGUGGGAACUUGCAAGAUGGGCCCCGAGUCCGAUCCGAUGGCUGUUGUGGAUAUGCAGUUGAAAGUUCACGGGAUUGAAGGUUUGCGAGUUGUGGAUGCUUCAAUUAUGCCUACUGUAAUAUCCGCAAAUACAGCAGCACCAACAAUAAUGAUAGGGGAGCGCGGAGCUGAAUUCAUUCGUACUCGGCAUCAGCGUUCGAAGAACACGCCGGAGGAUGUGGCCAACAGAUUUGGUGACGGUGCAGAUACGAACGCGAGUGGAAAUUACGCCAGUAACGAAGGGGACAACGGGAAUAGGUGGACAUUUGGUGACUACGCAAGCAAUGAAGCCAAAGACGACAAGUUAACGAACAAUCACAACUUCCACUCUUGGGACCACCGGUGGAAACCGUGGGAGAAGGAUUUCCCUUCCAAUAGACAGUGGGACCAUAAAAACCAAUAUUUCCAACCUAACAAUCAAUGGUACAAACAUCAAAAUAUACCCUCGCCGAGCCAGAAUUAUGAGAAUUCUAGAUAAAAGAUUGUUAGUGUAUUGUUCCUAUUGUAACUAAUAUUUAUCGCGCUUCAUAUGCAAUAGAAAUGAUAUUACUUUUUACAUGGAAAAAUUUAAGUUAUUACUAAUUACCAUCAGUGAUAUUUACAGGAUAUUAAUAUUACUUCUCAAGCAAAUACUAUUUACUUUAAUAACUAGUAUUCUAAAUGCAAUAGGUUCUGUUACUUAAGUAUAUAAAAACAAAUAAUGUACAAUAUAAGAAUACUUUUAUUAUCUUAAGUUAUUAAAUCGAUACAAAAUAAA
This is a messenger RNA of Galleria mellonella (greater wax moth), 2609 nucleotides long. Its product is annotated as glucose dehydrogenase [FAD, quinone]-like. The transcript is spliced from 14 exons. Lineage: Eukaryota; Metazoa; Arthropoda; Insecta; Lepidoptera; Pyralidae. The record is from RefSeq and is a predicted model, not a curated record. Gene Ontology annotation, molecular function: flavin adenine dinucleotide binding; oxidoreductase activity, acting on CH-OH group of donors. The coding region runs from base 177 to 2330 and encodes 717 amino acids.